AUGAGUGAGGCUUUGCGCAAAGCAAUAGAUAUUGUAAACCACUACCUGCAAGACAAGGACAAGGGAGUGAACGAUGUAUUCAAGUUCGUAAUCGACAGCUUUUCUCUGUAUCUUAUCAACGCCGAGAACGAAAACGUGGUGGGCUUUUCCGAGAAAAUACUAAGAGACUCGAUUAUAGAUAUUCUGACGCCUGACACCACAGACAACAGCAGCGAGCCCGAGGUGAUGGCGCAGAUACCCGUGUCCUCCAUAGAGUAUGACACGCCCAUGCAGAGAAAAAGGCGAGGGAGCGUGACCGCGUCAGGAAACCCCUUUGCCAUGCUAGUAGACUAUCCAAAGCCUGAAAGCGUGUCUUUAAUGCUGCAGGAGAUUCUGGCAAACACCAGGCUGGUGGCUGGAACAAUGGAUGCGCAGCAGAUGAAGAGGCUGGUUUCCACCAUGUAUAUGCAGAAUGUAAAAAAAGGCGACAGGCUAAUUAGUCAGGGGGAGUAUGGGAAAACCAUGUAUCUGAUCGAGAGCGGAGAGUUCCAGAUUAUGCAGAACGGAAGGCUGAAGGCCACGCUGCGCAAGAACUCGCUCUUUGGCGAGAUAUCCCUGCUCUACAGUUGCCCAAGGACCGCAAGCGUGGUGUGCACAAUAGACGCCACCGUGUGGGUUGUCACGUCCGACGCGUACACUGCCAUUCUUAUGGUGGACCAAAGACGAAACAGGGAGUUCAUCAGCAAGACUCUUGAAAGAAGCAAGACAUACAUGGCUCUUUCUCCUGAAGACAAAAACAAGGUUCUAUACCAGACUCAUUUAAUGCAAUUUGCAAAAGGAGACCUCAUAGACGUUUCAGACGCAGGGGUGUUUUUGGUGCUGUCCCCCGAAAUACCAAUGUCCGAGGAGGCGCUCGAGUCUCCAAAGAACAACGAAGUCACGCAUGCAACUCUUGAAGAGGGCUGGAUUAUCCAGAAGGGUGCAAUUGUUUGUGGCACCUGUGUGAGUGUUCUGUUUGUCCCCGACUAUAUUUAUCCAUUGAUCCGUGACAGCAGUGCAUUCAGAACAAUUAACCAGCGUGCAUUUUAA
Messenger RNA from Nematocida major, 1068 nucleotides. RefSeq lists its product as uncharacterized. NCBI's taxonomy places the organism in Eukaryota, Fungi, Microsporidia. Bases 1 to 1068 code for a protein of 355 amino acids. The transcript has a single exon. The record is from RefSeq and is a predicted model, not a curated record.